CCGGAAAGUUUUCGCGGCUGAAGCUUGAUGUGUAAAUUCGAGUUACAGUUGCAUCGGAUAUUUGGUCUUAACCGACGUUUCGGCAAACAUUGCUGUUGCCAUUUUCGAGGUGGGUAGGUGUGGUCAUUUCAGAGGGCCUUGUGUAGGGCAGGCAGUGGGUGCGAGAUGAAUUUGCUGGUGCAGACUCGCGGAGCAGAAAAGACGGCUGCUAGCGACAUCGUCUUCUCUGUUCUCCACCUAAUCUUAAGUGUUUACUACUUUGGGCAUUUUCCGCAUAGAUGCAGCACCAUACAGUGCAGUGGCAUCCCUGGCUCAAUAUUUAGAACGCCUUCUCUAAUAUUUCUUUACUAUAACCAGUAAUAUUUAGCUGCGCUGCGGUUACAUUAUAGGCGAUUAAAUCAUGGAGUCGAUAACUCGCUACGAUUCGUGAUGUAUGCGUAUAUGGUUGUUAAGCACAUAGGAAACGGUACUGCGUGCAAUGGAACGAAGCUGGCGUCGGUGUCGUCUAGGUUAUCGAUUCGAUAAAUAUAUGCUAUAUCUGUUUUGCUGAGUAUGAUACAAAAGAGAGAUGUCAAUGAUACUUUAGUUAAAAUGCAGAACAAAUUAUAAUCAUGCAACAAAAAUAGCUAAGGCUGGAAUGAUUCACAUUCCUGCAAAUGAGACAGGCACUUGGAAUGGAUACAACAAGAAGUCACCCUUUUCUUUUUGUGCUGAUAUCUUUAAACGUAAGAAACCCCAUGAUGACCAGACUAAUGUAGAAUUUGAAGAUCCUUCUUUUAUUGGUGAUAUGGAUAGAUCAUCUGAACAUCACACAUCUGUGCCAACAUAUGGGUAUGGGGCAGUUCCAAGAGUUCCUUCUACGCUCUCAGUAACAGCAGUGGACAUCAUGGUGCAGGCACCCUGUUGUCCACCUUCCCCCGCCAUAUCUAAUCUCACCCUCACCCCAGGACGCACGCGUGAUAUUGACCAGGAUAUGGAAGCUUUACGGCUUUCUCGUCAGGAUAAUCCAUUCCUCCAGGUUCUGGCCAGUAGAGAAAGCUUGGUUGACAGUCUGGAGGAAUCAGAGUCAGACGAUGCUAACCUCAUGUGUCAGGAGUUUCCUGCAGAUCUUGAUGUGGAUCCUCUUACAUUACCAGAGAUCCACAAACAUAUGAUCCGCAGUCCACCACCAACCACAUGGCCAAAGUCACCAAACUUCAAGGUAUUCCGCUUCCCCAUGCAGUCAAGUGAUGAUGUUAGCCAGGAAAGUUUGCAUCGGUGCAACAAAAAAUCUCCGUCGAGGAUUGUUUCUCCAAGGCAUUCUUGCGUGAAUCUGGAUGAGGAGUCUGCUGAGGCAUUGGGUUCUGCAUCCAGUCAGCCUGCUACUUGUUCCAGACUAAUCUCCCCUCGUCCACAUCAUCGCCCCACCAGUGACUGUAGAGAUCGGAGUUCCAACCCUUUCUCCCUGCUCAAUCCGGAUGUCCGCCGUUUGCAUACUGAUGUUGCUGAUGAUAAUGUUCUUUUGGUGUCUUCAAAGAGUGAUGAACACCAGGAACAGAGACGCUUUGAGUUAAAAACUCCGCCACCGAGAUUACCGCUGCUGUCUAGUAAGAGGGCAUAAUCAUUCAGUUGUUAUAUAACAAUGUCUAACAAGUUGUGAGGUAAGCUGUCCUGUGUCCUGUGAUUCAGGGUGAAGUGAACCUUCCUAGUCAUAUUAUUACCCAUCCAGUUCCGAGUCUUUCCGAAAGUCAGAUGGACUUUUUUUUAGUAAGUAUUUGAAGAACAGACUGAAGCAUAUAUUUUCUUAAGAAGGCAUGUGAUUUGCCACUUAAGGAUAUGUUGUUGUGGAGAAAGAGGGGUGAAGGAAGUUGAACGAUGUUCUGAUACCUUCCAAUUUUCAUUAAAAACCUGAAACUAAAAAUGAGGGCUUUGUUCUCAGAGAAUAAAAUAUGUUGAUCAUAUGAAAAGUUAAGGUUACUCAUAAAUUAUUAUUUUUAAUCAGGGCUGGCCCAACUAUUUUGCUGCUGUACAGAAAUGUUGAUUCGCUGUUCCCUCCCACCUGCAAAGUACACAUGUAACCCUUUCUAGAUGUAUUUUUCCCUGGUCAUGAAAACUUUUAAGCACGUCUCAUAAUACAUGCAUUUAGGCAUUUACUCGCUGUAUUGUGUUUGUUUAUUGGUAAACUUGUAGAAUGCGUUGUCACAAAAUUUAGUAUUUGAUUUUUUUGCCAUAAUUGUUGUACAGUUAAAGUGAUCACUUAUAUAUAGAAACAUCACCCAUAUCUUGCAAAAUAUAUUUCAUGUAAAUAAAUAUUUUAAGCAGCUCAGUAAUUUAA
Zootermopsis nevadensis is the source of this 2314-nucleotide messenger RNA. RefSeq lists its product as uncharacterized. Lineage: Eukaryota; Metazoa; Arthropoda; Insecta; Blattodea; Termopsidae. The record is from RefSeq and is a predicted model, not a curated record.